Molecule: messenger RNA, 1487 nt
Organism: Homalodisca vitripennis (glassy-winged sharpshooter)
Lineage: Eukaryota; Metazoa; Arthropoda; Insecta; Hemiptera; Cicadellidae
Gene: eEF1gamma
Product: elongation factor 1-gamma
Exons: 11
Coding region: 106-1461 (451 amino acids)
Biological process (GO): translational elongation
Cellular component (GO): cytoplasm; nucleus
Molecular function (GO): translation elongation factor activity
Source: RefSeq, a predicted model, not a curated record
CUAUUAUUAUCCUUCCUGCAAUCCUGGGAUAUCCGGUGCUGUUCUUGCUGGAGUGGUCUGUCUUGGUUUUAGCAAGCCGGGCUCUCUCUUCCGGCCACCUUCACCAUGGCGUCUGGUACAUUGUAUACGUAUCCAGAAAAUUUCAGAGCUUUCAAAGCUCUCAUUGCUGCUCAAUAUGCUGGAGGAAACGUGAAAAUUGCUCCUGGAUUCGUUUUUGGUGAAACAAACAAGUCUGAGACCUUUUUGAAGAAAUUUCCUCUCGGAAAGGUUCCUGCAUUUGAAUCUUCUGAUGGGAAGUGUAUCACAGAAAGCAAUGCAAUUGCAUAUUUUGUCGCUAAUGCACAACUUAGGGGUGCUGAUGAACUCGAGAAAGCACAAAUUUUGCAAUGGUUGAGUUUUGCUGAUAGUGAGAUCUUGCCAGCCUCUUGCACCUGGGUGUUCCCUACCCUCGGUAUCAUGCAGUUCAACAAACAGGCCACAGAACGUGCCAAGGAAGAUGUGAAAGCAUCUCUCCAAGUACUCAACACUCAUCUGCUGACAAAGACAUACCUAGUUGGAGAACGGAUCACUCUUGCCGAUGUUUGUGUCUGUUGUACACUGUUACAUCUUUACCAGUAUGUUCUCGACCCAAGCUUCAGGAAACCCUACCAGAAUGUCAACCGCUGGUUUACCACCAUUGUCAACCAACCUCAAGUCAAGUCUGUCAUCGGUAAUUUUAAACUGUGUGAAAAAAUGGCAGAAUUUGACCCUAAGAAAUUUGCUGAAGUUCAAGCGAAGUCUCAGGACCAUUCAAGUAGGCUACCAUCUAGUAAACAAUCAGCUUAUCUCUAUCUAGCUGCCACUAAGGGUGGUGCUCCCAAGGAAAGUGGGAAAAAAGAAAAGAAGGAGAAAAAACCCCAACCAGAAAAGAAGGAAAAAGAACCUGAGCCUGCAGAGGAGUUAGAUCCAGCAGAAGCAGCUUUGGCCGCUGAACCCAAGUCUAAGGACCCCUUUGACGAGCUCCCCAAAGGUACCUUCAAUAUGGACGACUUCAAGAGGUGUUACUCUAAUGAAGACGAAGCAAAGUCAAUUCCCUACUUUUGGAAGAAAUUCGACAAAGAAAAUUACUCUAUCUGGCUGGGAGAGUAUAAAUUCAAGGAAGAAUUAAAAAAAGUAUACAUGAGUUGUAACCUCAUCACAGGUAUGUUCCAGAGAUUAGACAAAAUGAGGAAGCAAGCCUUUGCUUCUGUGUGCCUAUUUGGUAAAGAUGAUGACAGCACAAUUUCAGGCAUUUGGGUGUGGAGGGGUCAAAGUCUGGCGUUUUCGCUAAGCCCAGACUGGCAAGUUGACUAUGAGUCGUACGACUGGAAGAAACUUGACCCUGACUCUGCGGAGACUAAGGCACUUGUUCAGCAAUACUUCUCAUGGACAGGAAAAGACAAAGAUGGUCGAGAGUUCAACCAGGGGAAGAUCUUUAAAUAAAUAAACCGAUAAUUCUCGUUUUCGAA